AACAAAUGAAACUGCCAUACAAUUAUUAUACGCUACGGUUUAUCAAAAUAUCCUUUUGUAUAUAUAGAAAAUUAUAAUUUUUAAUGCACGUACUUAAUUAAAAUUUAAUGUAAAGCUGGUUCACUAUAUUUGUACUGUGGAUUAAACAAACUGCGAUAAAGAACCUUGACUGACUUGUUUGUUGAACAAAAAAUAUGAACACAAUCAUGUGUUUUAAAAAGGUUUGAACGUCUAGUUUAGAAUCUCCCAAAUUUUCGCCCAAAAAAAUUAAUAAUUGUAAAAAUGGGCGUAAUUGCAAAAACCUCUCUUGCCUUCUCAUUGGCCACAAUCUCUGCUGGCAUAGCCUACUACUUCCUAAAGCAAGACAAAAAAGAAAAAAUCCCGAAAAAAUGGCAAGAAGUGGGCAUAGUGAAAAAACUCUGCAUCUACCCUUUAAAAUCUGGAAAUCGCAUAGAACUAAGCAAAGCUGAAUGCACAGAAGUAGGUCUGAAACAGUCCGAGCAAGAUGAGCCCGUUUAUCAGUUGAAAGAUAGAGGCCUUAUUGUCUAUGGAGAGAAAGAUUGUGAGUUUAGAACUGGUAGGACCUAUCCCAAAAUGGUUUUAAUCGAUGUCGGAGUGCAUGAUGUUGAUCAUCUGUCAAUUGAUGCACAUACCAUGAGGACUCUAUAUGUUAAAGUGCCCAAAAAGGAUGAAAAUAAAGAAACUAAGAUAACUGUUCACAGGGGGGAACAAAUCGUUGGUGUUGAUUGCGGCGAUGAAGCAGCAAGUUGGUUUUCAAGGUACAUUCUAGAAAAACCAUCUGGUUUACGCUUGGCCUACCAUGAUGGUGGCGAAAGAAGAAACAUUACGAAAACCCACAAGCCCUUACUAGAUUACUACUUAAAUUUAGGAAACGAAUCAACAGGUUUAUAUUCCGACCUUUCAAGCAUCAUGAUAGUAAACCAACAAUCAAUAAACGACCUAAACAAAAGAAUCGGCUCUGGAACACACGCUUCAGUCGAUAACUUCAGAUCCAACAUUGUCGUUGAUGGUCCUAAACUCGCCCCAUAUGCUGAGGACGACUGGGAUUGGGUGAAAAUUGGCGACGUGGUGUUGAGAAACGUAAAAGAGUGCACGAGGUGCAUAUUUACCACAGUCAACCCUGAUACUGCUCAAAGAAGCUCUGAUAGAGAACCACUGAAGACUCUGGAAACGUAUAGGUUGAGCGAAGGUCCAUAUAAAACUCCAGUAAUGGGAAUUAACGCCGGUGUAAGAAGAACUGGUUUAAUACAUGUUGGAGAUACAGUUUAUUUCGCAAAAAAUGAAGUACAAUAAAAAUCUCGAAUUUUAAUGUAAAUAGUAUUAAUUUUAAAUGUAUUUAUAACACUAGUUAACUAGUUUCAAAAUCAGCAAAUUUUGCAAAAAUGGCGAAUGCACCAAAAUUAAUUUUUGUCAAAUUUCCCAAAAGUUGUUAUCUAGUAUAGUUAGCAAAAAUAAACACAAUUAGCA
This is a messenger RNA of Brassicogethes aeneus, 1488 nucleotides long. Lineage: Eukaryota; Metazoa; Arthropoda; Insecta; Coleoptera; Nitidulidae. The record is from the annotation of a GenBank genome assembly.